CUCAAACGUGUACGUGAGCACGCCGGCCACCGUAACCUAGCACUUGACUCCGUCAUGCACCGCGUAGAGUUUUACAAGAAGCGUGGAUUCACCGUCGAGUCGUUCAUGACUGAGCUACGAUACUACUCAGUCGAUCACGCCAAGCUUGCAGCAUCCCUGAAGCUGGAAGAUGAUGCCAAUAUCAUAGUGAAGCCAUACAGCGAGGAGAUGCUGCAAGCUGUACUCGACUACGACAAGUCCAUCGCUGGGCAGGACCGCGGAGACUACCUGCGUCCCUGUUUACAGGCUUAUAAGAAGCUGGUGUUUGUUGCAACAGAUGCUGAAGGCAAGCUAACAGGUUAUGUCGUUGCCAUCAACAUGACUGGGGAAGUGAGUUACGGCAUCUUCCCACUCUACGGGGACACGGAACAGGUACAGAGUGAUCUGAUGAGGCAGGUGUUAAUGGCCCUGCCGAAUGGAUCAAAGAUCACUUUCUAUACACCUGACAACAACGCGCCUGUGGCAAGGAUGAUAGAGGCACUAGGAGCUAAGACUGUGCUAAAUUCAAAGCGACUGUACACGAAGCACGAAGUAAAGCUACCAUUUAAAAAGGUCGGGUCUGUUCUUAAUUAUGUUGCCUUCGGAAUCUAGCGCAAGAAGAUCUUUUAAUCUGGCUAUCAUAUUAAUGAUUUUAGAGUUAGUGGUAAUUCUGCAAUCAACUACUCCGAAACGCAAAGAAAUACAACUUGCCAUCUUGGUCAAAAAGAUGGUCACAUAUGCUCAUUGGGCAUCAACGUUAAACAGCAUCAACAUCAAGUCAGAAUCUUUGGCGGGUGGUAGCCGCGAUACCACAAUCCCUAACAAAUAUCAAAAUUAUGUAAAUAUCUAGAA
Messenger RNA from Priapulus caudatus, 870 nucleotides. RefSeq lists its product as uncharacterized. The transcript has 2 exons. NCBI's taxonomy places the organism in Eukaryota, Metazoa, Priapulida, Priapulimorpha, Priapulimorphida, Priapulidae. The record is from RefSeq and is a predicted model, not a curated record. Bases 55 to 630 code for a protein of 191 amino acids.